Molecule: messenger RNA, 610 nt
Organism: Panthera uncia (snow leopard)
Lineage: Eukaryota; Metazoa; Chordata; Mammalia; Carnivora; Felidae
Product: small nuclear ribonucleoprotein G-like
Exons: 1
Coding region: 112-474 (120 amino acids)
Biological process (GO): mRNA splicing, via spliceosome
Cellular component (GO): P granule; U12-type spliceosomal complex; U2-type prespliceosome
Molecular function (GO): RNA binding
Source: RefSeq, a predicted model, not a curated record
GAAUAAAUAAACUUAAAAAAAAAAAGAGAGAGAAUAGAGGCCCACUGUAGCAGUGUGAAGGAUGCCACAAAUUCCAUUUGGAGGUGCCUCUGAGUUUGUGGAGUAGACACCAUGAGAAAAAGUCACCUGCCCAAGUUGAAAAAAUUUAUAGACAAUAAAUUAUCGUUGAAAUUAAAUGGCGGCAAACAUGUCCAGGAAAUACUGUGGGAGUUCAAUCCCUUUAUAAAUCUUGUGAUAGAUGAAUGUGUGGAGAUGGCAACUAGUGGGCAACAGAACAAUACCAGAAUGGUGAUAAUUCGAAGAAAUACUAUCAUCAUGUUAGAAACCUUGGCCUUGGAAUGGAGUAUAAACAAUAGCUGUGUUCACCAGAAGAAAUCAACUGUUUCCACGUGUCCCCUCUGCAUAGCACCUGUUUUACUACAAUAUAAAAAUCAGAUCAUGUGCAUUUUCAUACUGAACUUCUUUGUUAAAUAAACUUUUGUAAAUAGUCAAAAUAAAUAAAAAAGAAAGAGUAAAAUAUUAAUGAGUUAGCUUUUCUACUCAGGAAUUAUUUUUUUUUUAAAGAGCAAAAGACUUAAUUCAAAGAAAGUAGACAGGAUAAUAAAAAUAA